Schizosaccharomyces japonicus yFS275 is the source of this 1691-nucleotide messenger RNA. RefSeq names its product ENTH/VHS domain-containing protein Ent3. The record is from RefSeq and is a predicted model, not a curated record. The transcript is spliced from 5 exons. The coding region runs from base 73 to 1443 and encodes 456 amino acids. Gene Ontology annotation, biological process: vesicle-mediated transport; Golgi to endosome transport; retrograde transport, endosome to Golgi. NCBI's taxonomy places the organism in Eukaryota, Fungi, Ascomycota, Schizosaccharomycetes, Schizosaccharomycetales, Schizosaccharomycetaceae. Gene Ontology annotation, cellular component: cytoplasm; endomembrane system; cytosol.
CCGUACCGCCCGCCAUAUCCACACCCAGCUGUAGAGAAACAACUUCCCUCUACGAUCAUUGCCGUACGCACCAUGGAGGAGCUACAGUCGACCUUUAAAAGCCUAAAUUUAUAUGAUAUUAAGGCUGCCGUCCGAAAGGCGCAGAAUAUCGUCAUGAACUAUACCUCUAUGGAGGCUAAAGUCCGUGAAGCAACAAACAAUGAGCCCUGGGGUGCCAGCUCUUCGUUAAUGCAAACCAUUGCCCAAGGAACCUUUAAUUACACUCAACUUAAUGAAAUUAUGGGCAUGAUUUACCGACGUUUCACCGAAAAAACUGCUGAGGAAUGGCGUCAGAUCUACAAAGCAUUGCAGCUGCUUGAGUAUCUGAUCAAACAUGGUUCUGAACGAGUCAUCGAUGACGCUCGUGCUCACAUUGCAACUAUAAAAAUGCUUCGAAACUUCCAUUACAUUGAUCACAAGCAACAGGAUCAAGGUCUGAACGUGCGUAAUCGUGCCAAGGAGGUCAUUGAGUUGUUGAACGACAACGAUCGUUUGCGCAAGGAACGUAAGAAGGCUCGUCUCAACAAGGACAAAUUCAUUGGGGUCAGUAACCACGGCGAAACGUUUGUUCCUAGCAUCCAUGGUCGUCAUUCUAGUCGCACUCGUAUGAUGGGCUUUGGUUCUUCGAGUUUCGGUAGCAGCGGUACGUCGCGCAUUUACGGUGACGGCGGUGGAUUUUCUGAGAGUGGAUCUACAUACCAUGACACUGUCGAUGAUGCACGUUCUGAAUACAGCGAGGAUGAAACACCUGCUCCUUCUCGUGCCAAGUCUAGACAGCAUAGUCGUCAUACGUCUAUCGCCAGAAGAUAUGCUUCGGCUCCCAAUAAACGGUCAACGGAAACAUCUAGCUCGACGAAAUCCACUCCGGCCCAGGCGCCUCAAUCAGCUAUGAUCGAUCUUGUUAGUUUGGACGACACGCCAACCGUGAACUCGUUCGCACCUUUUAAGUCGGCUACCACAACGACGAACACGGCUGAUGCUUUCGAUGACGAUGGAUUUGGUGAAUUUCAGAGCUCUACUGUUGCGGCUGCGGACGAGGAUGAGUUCGACGAUUUCCAAAGCGCUCCCAUUGCUAACACGCAACCUGCAUCCUCAUUUUCCACAACUAUGCCUGCAUUUUCCCAACCAUCUUCCACAGCACAAACACCCGCAAUGAAUUUGCUUUCCGCGACAUUCACUUCCCCUUCUGCUAACACAAUGACAACCACGACGUUCAACUCGAAGCCAGCUACGACAACGAAGACCUCUAGUUCUGUGGAUGCCUUUAGUAACUUAUGGUCUUCUGCCAAAAAGUCUAACCCCAUAAACAAUAACGCGAAGACGCCCAGCACACCAGUAAUCAACACGAGUACUCAGUCCAAUGCACCUCCUUCUAACUCUCAUAUGACUGAUCUACUUCUUUGAAAAUAUAUCCCAUUGGAUAUAGUCAGCGAUUUGGUCAUUGAAUACUUUCAUGUGCGUUUACAGGUGAUACGUUCAUAUUGUUUGGGUGCAUGAAACAAAGCAUCGUAGACAAUAGGAAUCUGCGGUUCCUGACUCUUUGUUUGACCUAACAAUUGCUCGCACCUGAUGCACUUUUUGAGAAUGAAUAACAGAAAAUAUAAUUUUAGCCGAUUUCGUUUUAUUCUAUAUUUGAUUUACGGUAGUUCUGA